Messenger RNA from Polyodon spathula (Mississippi paddlefish), 1828 nucleotides. Its product is annotated as ephrin-A2-like. The transcript is spliced from 4 exons. The record is from RefSeq and is a predicted model, not a curated record. Gene Ontology annotation, molecular function: ephrin receptor binding. Lineage: Eukaryota; Metazoa; Chordata; Actinopteri; Acipenseriformes; Polyodontidae. Gene Ontology annotation, cellular component: plasma membrane. Bases 1110 to 1715 code for a protein of 201 amino acids. Gene Ontology annotation, biological process: osteoclast differentiation; ephrin receptor signaling pathway; axon guidance.
CACAUACACGCUGUGGUAUAAAACAACGGAGAAGCGCGGCGUCAGGCAGGCAGGCAAGGGGCGAAACUUGCCUUUUUUUCGCCGCAACUUUGUAACUAACUAAAGCAGCUUCUGGCUUUAGUACUGCCCAAGAGGACAAUGCUGAGGUUUUAAAAACAUCAACUUUUCUAAAACAAACAAAAAAAAAAAAAAGCAAGUCUCCUCGCUAGACGCGUACUGCUGCCCGUCUGCGGGAAGGAGAUGCCGGGGAAAGCUCAGGUCUAAGGAUUUCCAGAGGGGUUCGGGUGUCAUUUGCAGUUUGAACGCGCCGCUGGUGGAUUGCAGUCUGCAAAGAUGCAUGAAAGGCAAAGCGGCGCUUUUUUGUGAAAGGAUCUAGCAACCAUUUUCGAAAUUGUUUUAUUUAAGAAAACGCGCCGUAUUUUUAAAGACUUGAAAUUUGCACGGGAAUACAAAAAAAAAAAAAAAAAAAAAAAAAGUCUGGAUGUAUUGUUUUGUUCAGUAGCUGUUUUCGCUUGCUUGCUUGUUUGCGCUGCUGCACCGAUGGACCCGUGUGUUGUUACUAGAUGCUGUGUUUGCAUGAUGAGGCGAAAGUUUUAGCAAGUUACGAGGUACACGAGGAUGGAUUUAAAAGGAAAAUGCAUGAAUGAUAUUUCGGAUUUGUGACAUUGUGGAAGAUUUUUUUUUUUUAAAUAACAGAUAGUGUGAAAAGGCGGUUAUAUCCUGGUGCUUUUGAGAAGGCGUGAUGUAAACAUUCCAUGCUUGAAUACCACUAGACUUGAUCAGCGUUGUCAGAAAUAAAAUUUACAGUGCAGUACUUCUAAGAGCCUAAGAAAAAGACAUAUCGGUAACCCUUUGGGAAUUUGGGAGAAACCUGAAAAAAAGAAGACCCAAUCAACAAUAAACGAACACGCAUGCUGUAGAGUCACUGAUCCCAGUAUUGAUCUAUUCCAAUUGCGCCUUGUGACUGUGUCAACAGGGUUCGAUAGCCGACCUGUUCUGUUGUGUGCGGUUUGGAAAGUGAAAAUUCUUCAUGAUAUUUAGAUGUUGAGUGGACACUUAUUAAUAUUAUUGUCAUUACUUCUUUUAUCACAUUGACGAGACUAGCCAUAAUGUUCCAGAUGGAGUUGACCCUGCUGGUCUUAUCCCUUCUGUCGUGGGUCUCUCUCUGGGCGGACGACUCGGGAAAAGUUAUCACAGACCGGUAUGCAGUCUACUGGAACAGCACGAACUACAGGUUCCAGCAAGGGGAGUACACGGUGGAGGUGAGCAUCAAUGACUACCUGGAUAUCUACUGCCCCCACUAUGAGGAGGCCUUGCCUCAGGAACGCAUGGAGCGCUACAUUCUCUUCAUGGUGAACUACGAUGGCUACACCACCUGUGACCACCGCAUGAAGGGCUUCAAACGCUGGGAGUGCAACCGGCCACAGAGCCCCAACGGGCCCCUCAAGUUCUCAGAGAAGUUCCAGCUCUUCACCCCCUUCUCGCUGGGCUUCGAGUUCCGCCCGGGCCACGAGUACUACUACAUCUCGUCCCCUCACCUGAACAUCGUUGGGAAGCCCUGCCUGAGGCUGAAGGUGUACGUGAAGCCAACAAAUGACUCUGUGUAUGAGUCUCCAGAGCCCUUCCUCACUGAUGAUAACUCGGGCUGUGUCUUCUUGCUGUGCCCCCUGGCUCUGACCGUGUCCCUGCUGCUCUCACUCCACCUCUCCUCAUAGCACUGUGAGGGUUCACACACGCUGACUGACGCACCCCUCUUCUCACCCUCAACACAGACGUGGAGAAGCAAUUUGAGAGGCCUGGGGAGUUUGUGCUAUUUGUCAGAACUUCU